CUUAUUAACUAUGACGUCACCGUGUAGUAGCGUAACCUAAGUCUACUCAGACCGCCGGCAACUUUAAUUUUAAGAAUGACGUUAUUAUUUCCACACAGGUUUUCGUUCACUGUGCGCCGGCCGGAUUACAAGUGUAUUAAAAUAAUUUCAAUUUCUCCGUUAAAAUAAUUGUGAAAUCGAUCGAUAUAAAGCAUGUCGUUUUAUCAACAGCGAGGUGUCGGACCUCUUCCCCCACCGGCGUUGACAGACAAGCUGCGUUUAUACCAUGUGGACAUGAACCCCUAUGGACAUAGGGUCCUGUUAAUUUUGGAAGCGAAGAAGGCUAAAUACGAGGUCUACAAAUUGGAUCCACUUAGACUACCUGAAUGGUUCCGGAAUAAAAAUCCUAGAUUAAAAAUACCAGUUCUGGAGAUCCCAACGGAUCACGGUGAUAAAUAUUUGUUUGAAAGCGUGGUGAUAUGUGAUUACUUGGAUGAGAAGUACACAAGGAACCAGUUACAUUCAAGAGAUCCUUACGUUAAGGCUCAAGACAGACUUCUCAUUGAAAGGUUCAAUGAGCUAAUUAAAGGUAGUUUGGAGUGUUUCGACACUAACUUCGCGUUUGGAAGCGAACAGAUAAUUCAGACGCUAGAUAUUUUUGAAAAGGAAUUGACUUUAAGAGAUACCAAUUACUUCGGAGGGCACCGUCCUGGUAUGCUGGACUACAUGAUCUGGCCAUGGGUAGAGAGGCUGUACCUCCUCCGAUGCGUCAACGAGAGGAAAUUCGACGAGAAGAGAGGAUUAUUCCCUAAUUUUGCUGAUUGGAGCGAUCAAAUGCAACUAGAUGAGGUUGUGAAAAAACACGCGAUCUCACCACAAGAGUAUUUCGAUUAUUACAAGAAUGCCCGAACGCAUUCUAUGGGAUACUAUUUAUAAUCUGUGCGUCUAUAACCAUAGUCGUUUUGUACCAUCUGUGUAUGUAUAGUCUUUUGGCGGGAAAAUUACAGACUUACCUAAAAGUUUUUUGACAAACGUCAAAUUAUUAAAUGUCACAAGAUAUUUUUUUGUUCACAAUAUUAUAAAUAGGUGUUUUUCUAUUUCAUUUCAAAAGAAUAGUGUCUGGAACACUUUAAAAUAUUUUAUGGGUUUGAUGUCAUUUGUAACGCUAAUU
This is a messenger RNA of Spodoptera exigua (beet armyworm), 1150 nucleotides long. NCBI's taxonomy places the organism in Eukaryota, Metazoa, Arthropoda, Insecta, Lepidoptera, Noctuidae. The record is from the annotation of a GenBank genome assembly.